This is a messenger RNA of Equus caballus (horse), 570 nucleotides long. RefSeq names its product binder of sperm 2 (gene BSP2). NCBI's taxonomy places the organism in Eukaryota, Metazoa, Chordata, Mammalia, Perissodactyla, Equidae. Gene Ontology annotation, cellular component: cell surface. The record is from RefSeq and is marked validated. Gene Ontology annotation, molecular function: heparin binding. Gene Ontology annotation, biological process: sperm capacitation.
AUGGCACUGCAUUUGGGAGUCUUUCUGAUUUGGGCUGGUGUUUGUAUCUUUCUCCAACUGGACCAUGUGGACGGAGAUCAGCAGCAGAUUGUAAAUGACCAUUCAUCUACAAGGAAACCAGAUAACAAAUGUGUCUUCCCAUUCAAGUAUCAAGGCAGACAGUACUACGAUUGCACUAGGACUGAUUCCUUUCAUCGUUGGUGUUCCUUAACUGAAAAUUACUCUGGGAAAUGGAGAUAUUGUGUUGCUGAGGACUACGCCAAAUGUUUCUUCCCCUUUGUCUACCGUGGCCGAACAUACCACACUUGCACAACUGAUGGGAGUUUUUUUCUCAUUCCUUGGUGCUCAGUCACUCCCAACUAUGACCGUGAUGGAGGUUGGAAAUAUUGCAUGUGAUAAAAGCAACACCGUGUUAAAUUGCUCUCCAGUGCAUCUAACCCAUGACCAUAAAUGUGAUCAAGUCUUUGAAACAUAACUGAAGAAAAUCAAGAAAUCUCAAGCAUGAAGGUGAUGUUCUGUGCAACACGGGUGCAAUCCUUUCCCUGAAAGUCCACUUUGUUCCCACCGUGC